This is a messenger RNA of Phyllopteryx taeniolatus (common seadragon), 1963 nucleotides long. It is a transcript of the gene psmc4, whose product is annotated as proteasome 26S subunit, ATPase 4. Gene Ontology annotation, biological process: proteasome-mediated ubiquitin-dependent protein catabolic process. Bases 38 to 1291 code for a protein of 417 amino acids. Gene Ontology annotation, molecular function: proteasome-activating activity; ATP binding; ATP hydrolysis activity. The transcript has 12 exons. The record is from RefSeq and is a predicted model, not a curated record. Lineage: Eukaryota; Metazoa; Chordata; Actinopteri; Syngnathiformes; Syngnathidae. Gene Ontology annotation, cellular component: proteasome regulatory particle, base subcomplex.
UCUACGUCACGACGCCAAACCAGUGGCAGAAUCCAACAUGGACGACAUCAUGGCUGUUGAAAAGAGCCCGGAGGAAAUGCCGGCAAUCUUGAACUCCCGACCACAGACUGGUCUGUCAUUCCUGGCACCAGAACCCGAGGACCUGGAGGACCUUUACAGCAGAUACAAAAAGCUGCAGCAGGAGCUGGAGUUCCUGGAGGUGCAGGAGGAGUACAUCAAAGAUGAGCAGAAGAACCUGAAGAAGGAGUUCCUUCAUGCGCAGGAGGAGGUGAAAAGGAUACAGAGCAUCCCGCUUGUUAUCGGACAGUUCCUGGAGGCUGUCGACCAGAACACGGCUAUCGUUGGCUCCACUACUGGGUCCAACUACUAUGUGCGCAUCCUGAGCACCAUCGACCGGGAGCUACUAAAACCCAAUGCCUCUGUGGCGCUGCACAAGCACAGCAAUGCCCUCGUCGACGUGCUACCCCCCGAAGCUGACAGCAGCAUCAUGAUGCUCACCUCAGACCAGAAACCUGACGUGAUGUACGCUGACAUUGGAGGCAUGGACAUCCAGAAACAGGAAGUCAGAGAGGCUGUAGAGCUUCCACUCACGCACUUUGAGCUCUAUAAGCAGAUUGGCAUUGACCCACCCAGGGGAGUCCUCAUGUACGGACCUCCAGGAUGCGGCAAGACCAUGUUGGCCAAGGCUGUGGCGCACCAUACCACAGCGGCGUUCAUCCGCGUGGUGGGUUCGGAGUUUGUGCAGAAAUACUUGGGUGAGGGCCCCCGCAUGGUGCGUGACGUCUUCCGCCUAGCCAAGGAGAAUGCACCCGCCAUCAUCUUCAUUGAUGAGAUCGACGCCAUCGCAACCAAGCGAUUUGAUGCGCAGACCGGAGCUGACCGAGAAGUGCAGAGAAUAUUACUUGAACUGCUUAAUCAAAUGGACGGUUUCGACCAAAACGUCAAUGUCAAGGUGAUCAUGGCCACCAACAGAGCGGACACGCUGGAUCCGGCCCUGCUCCGUCCCGGCCGUUUGGACCGAAAGAUCGAGUUCCCACUGCCUGACCGCCGGCAGAAGCGUCUCAUCUUCUCCACCAUCACCAGCAAAAUGAACCUAUCUGAGGAGGUGGAUCUGGAGGACUAUGUGGCCCGACCAGACAAGAUCUCAGGAGCUGACAUCAACUCCAUUUGCCAAGAAGCGGGCAUGCUGGCCGUCCGCGAGAACCGCUACAUCGUCCUGGCCAAAGACUUUGAGAAAGCCUACAAGACGGUGAUCAAAAAGGACGAGCAGGAGCACGAAUUCUACAAGUAGAGAGGGGUCGUUGGGCAUGCUGGCGCCUAUCUCAGCUGAUUCUGGGCGAGAAGCGGGAUACACCCUGAACUGCUCGAUUGACAAACAAUCAUUCACACACACAUGCAGACCUAUGGGCAAUUUAGGAAGGAAACCGGAGUACCUGGGAGAAAACCGGAGUACCUGGAGAAAACCCACGCAAGCACGGGGAGAACAUGCAAACUCCACAAAGGCGAGGCCGGAUUUGAAUCUGAAUCCUCAAAACUGUGCAGUGGACGUGCAGCCUUAAACAGUAAUUUAAACAACUUGUUAGUUGUAAUCAAAAAUCCUGCCCAAAUGUUGACACAUGGUGAUAGGACAAUCAUCAAUAAUGAGUGGAAUCAAAGUGUCAGGAACUGUGGUAUUUGUAUAUGUCCAGCAAGUAAAUGACGCAUCGAUUUGUACAAAGAAAAAUAUACUAAUUUAACCUUGUCAGUGGUAAGAAAUCCUCUCCAAAUGUUGACACAUUGUGACAGGGCAUUUAUCAAUAAAUGUGAUUAAAGUUACAUGUCAAAGGAACUAGUGUGUUUGUAAAUUAAUAAAUAACUGACACUUGAAAGAAAGUAAUGAACUAAUCUAGGCUUGUCAUAAGAAAGAAACCAAAUGUUGACACAUGCUGACAGGACCUGGUAUUAAAGUGGUAUGCUGAAGGAA